Molecule: messenger RNA, 3907 nt
Organism: Drosophila erecta
Lineage: Eukaryota; Metazoa; Arthropoda; Insecta; Diptera; Drosophilidae
Gene: l(3)neo38
Product: zinc finger protein 444
Exons: 6
Coding region: 1421-2764 (447 amino acids)
Biological process (GO): regulation of transcription by RNA polymerase II
Cellular component (GO): nucleus
Molecular function (GO): RNA polymerase II cis-regulatory region sequence-specific DNA binding; DNA-binding transcription factor activity, RNA polymerase II-specific
Source: RefSeq, a predicted model, not a curated record
CUGCGUGUCUGGCUAUGAGGUUCGGAUCGGCUCGGUAUCGGCCUCAGUCCCAGCAUAAAUUGCACUUCGCCUGCACGGAUCGCGCAAGAAUAUUCUGCCAGCAAUCUGGCCAAGUGACCACCAAGCUAAUUUCGGGAGCAGGGGCCUGGGGCCAGUGUCAUAUGCCCGGCACUAGGUGCAGCGAAAUGUAAGGAACGUACAAAUAAACGCGCAUUUUCCAGAGAAGUAGAAAAACUUCCACCCUCAAAGCGGCACACACAGCGCACAAACACACAGACAGUCAGUCGUACAAACACACAGCGAACUAAUACAGACAUGUAAGAAUGCUGCAGUCGUGCAGUUGGUUGGUAUGCGAAUAGUUGAUACCCAGUAAAUGCGGGGGAUCAUUGCAUAUGUAUACUCAACUCGAUCUGGCAAAUAACGACAAGAAACUAAUUUACCAGCUUAUAGGUAAAAUACCCAUCUUAACUGCUAACUAGAAGAGCUUGGAUGAACCAGCGGACAAACUAUAAAACUAUUAACUAUCUAAAUCAUAUGCGAGGAAUAGGGGUGCGGCUACUCCACAACCAAUAUACCCUGCUUGCCCCUGGGCACUGUCACUGUCAUUUGCGUCGCAGCGCUGCCGCUGUCCGCGUCCGCGUCGUUUUGCCUGGCCCAGUGUUUCCGCUUUCUUUCGCCUCGUUGUAAUGUUACUUUUAGUUUGAUGUCGGAGCCUCGACGAGCCGGUCGUAAGCGAAAUCGUAAGCGAGACUUUAGUGCGAUUCCGCUCCGUUCCGCCGGGUGUGUGUGCGUGUUUAGUUCAAGCUGACUCGAGCUGAGGCGAAGCAAAAGCAAAAUCGGAAUCAGAAUCCAGCGGAAUCGAGAAUCAGAAUCGAAACCGAAAGUGGUUCUCCGCGUGUGCGAGCUAGUGUGUGUGUGUGUGUGUGUGUAUGUACGUGUUGUGUUUGGGCCCGCUUUUCUGCUUUUCUACCCCCGAAAAAGCAAAGCACAGCAUAAAACUGUGCGCUCGUAAGCGCGUACGUGUUUCUAUGUGCCGCCUGUGUGUGUGUUUGUGUGUGAGGGCUAGUGUAUGAGUGUGGCCAGGGGAAAGGAGGAAAAGAAAAGAAAACCAACCCCCACCAGCGACGGCGGAGAACAGGAAAACAACAACAGAAGGCACACAACCAGCGCACCAUCACCACCACCAUCAUUACCAUUACCGCCACCACCCACUACAACACUUCGUCAUCGUAUCGCGUUGUGCAGAAAAUAAUUACAAAAAAAUAAAAAGAUAUAAAAUAAAAAGUAAUAUUAGCGCCCGAUCGAGUUAUAGUGCUAAAGCGAUUUGAAAGAUACUUGCCUAAACAAAAAGGGCCCCUCGAGGCCCCGAAUCAAAAACCGAACUAGAAUCAAAUACCCCGCCGAUCAUCCCGAUCCUGACAUGAUGAACUUCUCCGCGUUCGGCGGCCCCUUCUCCGGCAUCCACCAGUUUGCCGCUAAAUUCGACGCCCAGACGCCCGGCGCCUUCGGCACGCCCCCCGCGGCCGCCGCAAAUGCAGCAGCCGCAGCGGCAGCGGCCGGCACCGAUAACCAUGUGCAGCGCUAUCAGACCAAUGGCAAUCACUUUAAUCAGAAUGUGCCCAACGUUUCGGCUGCCAACAACAUGCAAUAUGGCCAGAAUAUCUCCAUACCGUACUCACAGCCGCAGGGUGAUCUGAACUUUCUCAAUGCAGCCGCUGCGGCCGAUCAUAAGGGUAAAAUCCAUCCAAAAAUCGAACGUGACCGGGAAGAAGUCCUCAACCAGCAGAUCCUGCAGAAUGUCAACCAAUCCUGGCAGACGUUGGCCAAUACGGCCAAUACGGUGGACUACUCGUCGCACCUGCUCUCCGCCACACUGCCCAUCUCCAUACAGCACUUCCUCAAGUACUCGGAGACGAUCAAGAAGGAGUCCACCGGCGAUGUCCUGAAGAACGGCACCAAUUUGGCCAGCCUGGCGCUGGGGGGCGUGGCCCUAACGCCCAGCAACAACGGAGCGAAUGGCGGCCACCACAACGGACUGGUGGGCAUGGACCAUGGCGGUCACAUGACCAACAUGACGGACGCCAAUGGAGCGGCGCUGACGAACGGAGCAAGCAACGGGGUGAACGGCAACGCCAACGGCACUGUCACCAAUGGUGGCGCCGGCGCUGUCUCGAGCUCCGGAUCCGUGGGCACAACAAACGCCAGCGGGGGAACGGGCACGGCCAGCGGCAAGAAGACCAAAAAGAAGAAACCACCAAAGGAGAAGAAGCCGCGCCCCAAGCCAGGAGAAAUCCGCGAGACAAAGGCGCUGGAUGGCUCGACGCUCUACUGCUGCCCGGAGUGCCAAAUGGCCUAUCCGGACCGCAGCCUCAUCGAGCAGCACGUCAUCUCGCACGCCGUGGAGCGUCGCUUCGUCUGCGACAUCUGCAAUGCGGCGCUGAAGCGCAAGGACCACCUGACCAGGCACAAACUAUCCCACAUACCGGACAGGCCGCAUGUGUGCAAUAUCUGCAUGAAGUCCUUUAAGCGCAAGGAGCAGCUCACUCUGCACAUUGUCAUCCAUUCCGGCGAAAAGAAGCAUGUUUGCAUUGAGUGUGGAAAAGGUUUCUAUCGCAAGGAUCACUUGCGCAAGCAUACGCGAUCGCACAUCGCCCGGCGUGUCAAGUCGGAGGUGUCGGCGCAGAACGUAAACGGAUCCGCCGGCGGAGGUGGCGGCGGUGGAGGCGGCAACAGUGCGCAGAGCAACGCGCUGCACGGCUCCUGAGGAUCGUACAAGGACUUCUGGUAAACUCCCAGCCGAAUUUCAAGCAAUAAGGGGCGGCCAGCCUGCUGGCGGCGGUGGACAGUAAGUAUCCGUAUACGGAUUCGACUGACUGCGGCCGGGAGCAGGCGAGCUGCCUUUGAAAUUCGCUGGGGGCUUACCGGGGGUCCUGCUGAGCGUCACCCAACUCCAAUUACAAUAACCCUCAAUAAACACGAGUUAUACUUACUGGAUGCAAGUAUUAGUACGAUUUUGUUCACGACACUUUCAGUUCUUUAGCUUUAGUUCUUUCAGUUGAGAUUUUCGCACAAACAGUCGAGCAAAGUAUAGCAAUCGAAAUGUACAAAUCAGCAGAAUGACAGAUUUAAAUUCGAGUUUAGUAUGCGCAUAUGUUAAGGGAAGAUAACGCUGCUUAAACAUCGCUUUCGUUUCUUUUUGGGGAUCUGUGAUCUGUAGUCGCUGCAUAAACUAAAAACAAACGAGACGAUCGUAGGCGGUCGAAAGCUGUUCUAAGAAUAAGUUAAUAUGUCUGCAACCGAUUUAAUUAUAUAUGUGCAAUUUAUAAUCCUUUUGAUUUGCCUUUUUGUUGCCCUCGUGGCGCUUUUGUUCACUACAUUUAAUGCUAAAUGUCUUUCCCCCGAGAGCACGGGGGAAAUUCUUAUUGAAUUAUGCACACUUUUUAAGGAAGUAAGAAGCUCUACAAGCGAAAUUUGUACUUCUAGUCUUGUAUUUUAUUUUACCGAUAGGCAUAGAGGGAAACCCGAAACGAUGUCAUGUAAUCUUAAGCUUUUAAACUUGAAUGUUCAAAGGAAAACCUUCGACGCGAGUCACACCAAACACUAAACAGAGAGCCGCAAUACGAACUUGCAUCUUGGCAUGCCCAACUUCCAGCCAUCGUCAUUGCCUGCAACUGCAAUAACCAACAGUAAACCUAUAUCCAGCUUACCAAUCAAUACCAAUACCGAUACUGAUACAAGUACAGAUACAAAUACAGAUACAAAUACAGAUACAGAUACAGAUACAGCUACUGAUACUGAUACCGAUAACUGAUAACCACAAAUAGAGUUAAGAGCCACAUAUACAGAUACUGCAGCAAUAGCCAUAGCCAUAGCAUUGCAGAUAGCACGGGUCAACAAUCCAACAGAA